Molecule: messenger RNA, 1061 nt
Organism: Kogia breviceps (pygmy sperm whale)
Lineage: Eukaryota; Metazoa; Chordata; Mammalia; Artiodactyla; Physeteridae
Product: ankyrin repeat domain-containing protein 11-like
Biological process (GO): anatomical structure morphogenesis
Molecular function (GO): protein binding
Source: RefSeq, a predicted model, not a curated record
GCGCCGCCGCUGAGCCCUGGGCCGGAGCCGGAGCCAGAGCCGAAUACCCUCAGCGCUGCUCUGGGACGCGCCUCUGUUGGAUUUAAUUUACAGUCAUCAUCCUCGGCUUUUAGCGAUGGACUCGACGGUUGACGAUGACGCGAUGGCGGCGUGAAUGAAGGCCUGGUGAGGAGGAAACGAUGCCCAAGGGUGGGUGUUCUAGAACCCCACAGCAGGAAGAGCGUUCCCUGAGCAGCAUGGACAUGGUGGAGAAGCAGCCCGGGAAAAAGGAUAAAGAUAAAGUUUCUCUAACCAAGACCCCAAAGCUGGACCGCAGUGAUGGCGGGAAGGAGGUGAGAGAGCGAGGGACCAAGCGGAAGCUGCCCUUCACCGUGGGCGCCAAUGGAGAGCAGAAGGACUCGGACACAGAGAAGCAGGGUCCUGAGCGGAAGAGGAUUAAGAAGGAGCCCGUCACCCGCAAGGCCGGGCUGCUGUUGGGCAUGGGGCUGUCCGGGAUCCGCGCCGGCUACCCGCUCUCGGAGCGCCAGCAGGUGGCCCUCCUCAUGCAGAUGACGGCCGAGGAGUCUGCCAACAGCCCAGUGGACACGACACCAAAGCACCCCUCCCAGUCGACAGUAUGUCAGAAGGGGACGCCCAAUUCUGCCUCAAAAACCAAAGAUAAAGUGAACAAGAGAAAUGAGCGUGGAGAGACCCACCUACACCGUGCGGCCAUCCGGGGGGACGCCCGGCGUAUCAAGGAGCUCAUCAGCGAGGGGGCGGACGUCAACGUCAAGGACUUCGCAGGCUGGACUGCGCUGCACGAGGCCUGUAACCGGGGCUACUACGAUGUCGCGAAGCAGCUGCUGGCCGCCGGCGCAGAGGUGAACACCAAGGGCCUGGAUGACGACACGUCCUUGCACGACGCCGCCAACAAUGGGCACUACAAGGUGGGUGCCUCCCCGCAGACCCCACGGCAGGCCUGCCGGUGGACUGCGCACCGGUCCGCAGCCGCCUGUUUCUCUGUCCUUCCUGUUUGCGGUGUGACCAGGAAGUGACUCUUUGACGGGCCCCGCCUCCCCCCC